Molecule: messenger RNA, 1209 nt
Organism: Colletotrichum higginsianum IMI 349063
Lineage: Eukaryota; Fungi; Ascomycota; Sordariomycetes; Glomerellales; Glomerellaceae
Product: Alpha-ketoglutarate dependent xanthine dioxygenase
Exons: 4
Coding region: 1-1209 (402 amino acids)
Molecular function (GO): oxidoreductase activity
Source: RefSeq, a predicted model, not a curated record
AUGGGAUCAAUGCCAGGCUUCAAAAUCCAGCCUUUUAAGAAUGGUUUGAAAUUCGGCGCAGAGGUCCACGGGCUUGACAUCAAUAACAUGACGGGUAAGUCGAAGUUCUCUGCUGCCGUUAGAAUGUCAGAUUCUCAUGAGCAACUAGAUGCCGAUGUCGAGAAUCUACGUGAGACAAUCCAGAAGUACUUUGUUGUUGUCGUCAAAAACCAGCAGAAUGAGCUCCCGAGCAAGAACUGGGAGCUCUUGCAAAAGCUUGAUCCUGGGGCGCCCGAAUUCACGGACGAGGAGUGGGCCAAAUUCUACAACCCAGAGGGCAAAGGAAUUCUACUAGGCUACAAUGCGAUCCCCAAUGCUGGGCGUCUCUACCUCAUGGGCAAAGGAUACCAGGGCAAGGAUCACUAUGGGUUGAAAAACGUUGAAAUCAACGAAGCGUUUGCGGAUGCCUACUACUCUAAGCCUCUGCCCCUCGAGGAUUUCAAGAAAGGUGUCGCGCGCUUCCAGUCCUGGCACAUGGACGGCCCGCAAUAUAACAUCAACCCUCCCAAGUUCAGCUCCUUUCGCAGCAUUCGAGUGCCUCAAGGCGAACAAACUGUUGAAUGGGCUGAUGGCUCGGGCAUGACCAUGAAGAUCAAGCCUGGACGCACUGCCUUCAUUAGCACAGCUCAGAUGUACGACGUGCUCAGCGAAGACGAGAAGAGGAUGGCCGACCACAGCUGGUGCGAGUACAUGUACUACCCGUACGAGUGGAUCCUGGGCUGCCGCGGGAAUCCCAACGGGCUCAACGUUGCUUGCGAAGGCAGAGAGGUGCCGGAGGAAGUUAUGGAGUCUAUGCCCAGAGAUCCCAAACAUCAACAAAUUCUUCCAAUGGUAUGGGUGAACGACGCUACCGGCGGGAAACAUUUCCAGGUGCAGCCGAAUAUUGUGCGCCGGCUCUUCAUUCGUAGCGGACCCGACGAGAAACCCAGAGUUAUUGAUGAUAUCAAGGAGGUGCGAGACUUCCUCACGAACAUCCAGGGCCGGAUUCUUCGGCCGGAAAAUGUCUACGUCGGCCCUGAAGACGAAGGAGACCAUCUCUUUUGGUACAACUGGGGUGUGAUGCACUCCAAGAUUGAUUAUCCCGUCGAAUUUGGGGUCAGAACGGCCCAUCAAGGUUGGCUCCCAGGAAGCAAGGCGCCUAAAGGCCCAGUGCCUAUCCCCGGGCGUUAA